Molecule: messenger RNA, 3179 nt
Organism: Xiphophorus couchianus (Monterrey platyfish)
Lineage: Eukaryota; Metazoa; Chordata; Actinopteri; Cyprinodontiformes; Poeciliidae
Gene: pim3
Product: Pim-3 proto-oncogene, serine/threonine kinase
Exons: 6
Coding region: 403-1395 (330 amino acids)
Biological process (GO): negative regulation of apoptotic process; protein autophosphorylation; regulation of mitotic cell cycle
Cellular component (GO): cytoplasm
Molecular function (GO): protein serine/threonine kinase activity; ATP binding
Source: RefSeq, a predicted model, not a curated record
GAAGACCGCGCCAAAGCACAGACAGCGGCCACUCUCCGGGAUAAUAACACACCGCAGCGGCCCCUUUAAACUCACUGUACACUUUGUACUCUCAUGCUACACGUCUCUCCACACGGACUUUCUCUUGAUUUACAAGGCGGCUUGUUUUUUGUUGGGAAUACUUGACGUCGAGACACAGGAGUCGGAAUUGAUGCCGGUUUUCGGGAAAUAGUGUGCGACUUAACGGUCGUGACACGACUUUCUCGUCGGGCACCGCGUGCGGCGGAGUUGGCGCACAGCUUGGACUGGACUGCUCGCGCGGUCCGCAGCGCCGUUUCUGAGCCCAUCGCUGUUCUUGCUUCUGGUGACUUUUUAGAACAAGCCGAACAGGAGUCGUUUGCGCCGGCAUCGUUCAGCUCGAAUAUGCUGCUGUCAAAGUUUGGUUCAUUUUCGCACAUUUGCACUCCCUCGAGUAUGGACCACCUACCAGUGAAGAUCCAGCUCCCGCCCGUCAAAGUGGAGAAGGAGCCUUUCGAGAAAGUUUACCAAGUGGGCUCGGUGCUCGGCAGCGGAGGGUUCGGGACGGUGUACGCCGGCAGCCGGAUUUCUGACGGCGCACCGGUCGCUGUGAAACAUGUCGCGAAGGAGCGAGUAACAGAGUGGGGCACAAUUAACGGAGCUAUGGUGCCGCUGGAAAUCCUGCUGCUGAAGAAGGUCAGCUCGUCUUUUCGGGGAGUUAUAAAGCUGCUGGACUAUUAUGAGCGUGCGGACGGCUGGCUCAUCGUCAUGGAGAGGCCGGAGCUGGUGAAGGACCUGUUCGACUUCAUCACCGAGAAGGGAGCCCUGGACGAAGACACGGCGCGGGGCUUUUUCUGCCAGGUUCUGGAGGCGGUCAGGCACUGCUACAGCUGCGGAGUAGUACACAGAGACAUCAAAGAUGAAAACCUGCUGGUGGACCUACGCACCGGGGAGCUCAAGCUUAUUGAUUUUGGCUCAGGGGCGAUUCUCAAGGACACGGUCUACACUGAUUUCGACGGUACAAGAGUCUACAGCCCGCCAGAGUGGAUCCGCUUCCACAGAUACCACGGCAGGUCGGCAACGGUGUGGUCGCUAGGCGUGCUGCUCUACGACAUGGUGUGCGGAGACAUCCCCUUCGAGCAAGACGAUGAGAUCCUCAAGGGGAGGCUUUACUUCAGGAGAAGGAUCUCAGCUGAGUGCCAGCAGCUGAUCAAAUGGUGCCUGGCCCUGCGGCCCUCCGACCGGCCCACUCUGGAGCAGAUCUGCGACCACCCCUGGAUGAGGAACGCGGAGGAGUCGCCCAAGUCGCCAGAGGAGCCCGCGGCGGGAGAAAUCCGCCUCAGAACCAUCGACACGGACUCUUCGUCAAGCACAAGCUCGAGCAAGGAAAGCCUCUGAGCGCGGCUCUGAUGGGACUCAGUGGACUUUGUGAAGAAAUAAAGGGGAGAUGGGGGGUGAGGGGGGUGAAAAGAGGGGACAGACAAGGCCUUCUGCCCACCCAGAACUGUCAGCGGCCAUGUGCUUCACUCAUCUGGCCCAGAGAGAAAACAACAGGAAAUAAGAAUACUUUCAUUUUUUUUCCUCUUUUGUAGGGAAUUUCUUAUUUAUUUUUGUUGGUUACACUUUAUCUUAUUUGUCCCCAUCCCCCCCUUUUUUGUUUCAAUUCAGUUCAUUAUACUUGUUUCCAAAUGGGGAACAUUUUGCUGUUUGGGUGGUCUUACCAGCACUAUUUAUUUUCCCUCCCUUUCUUUAUAUUACUAGGCAGAUAUAUAUGUAUAUGUAUGUAUAUUGAUACAUACAUAUACAUAUAUAGAGCUGGCAAGGCCCUCCUAUUCAGACUGCUCUCAUAGAGCUUCGAGAAGAGUUUUUAUUUAAAUGUUUUAAUUUUGGAGUGCCUUUUUUUUGGAAAGCUGCUUUUCUUGGGGGACUUUUUUUGUCAACAACCAACAGUGAGGGUAUGGGGGGGGGUUACGGCCUGUGGCGUGGUGGUUAGAUUGUCUGUGCUGUGAUGGAAGAGGCUUCAAGAAGUAUAUAUUUUUUUUAUUAUUAUUAUUUUAUGUGACAUUUUUGACCCCCCCUUCUCUUCAUCACUGUAAGCCAACGCCUCCUGAUCUGAGAGGCGGAGGUGGAGUUUAAGUGGAGAGAGGAUUGGGUGGGGUUCUUGAGGGGUUGCAGAAGGGGGGGGGUGGACUGUUUCUUACAACAAAAUACUUGAAAGCACCUCUUGUCGAUCUCUGUAAACGCUGCUUAUUCACGCUAUAGCCUGAACAGGUGUUUUGUAAACCGAAUCCUGUCUUUUCUGAAUGUCUACGAAAUGUCAAUAUACACCUUCGUUCUCUCCCCUCCUGCCCCCCGCGCUCCAUCUUUUCCCUCCCCCAUGCCUGUUGCAGGGCGAAGAUGGGGAGGGGUGCUGGUACUUCUUUUUGCCUCCCACCAUCUCACUGCUUGACACCACGUGCCCACCUUCCUCCCGCCCCUCCACGCCCCGGGCCUCCCUAAGGGUUUGGGGGGUUUAGAUGCACAAUCAAUGCAAUAUUCAUGGGUUCAAUUGUUUUUCUUUUUUUUUUUUCCAUCAAAUAUUGUACAGAGUAUUUUUAUUUUAUUUUACCAUCCUCUUUUUUUUUUUUUUGUGUGCGUGUAAAAAAUUUUUCUCUCUCUUCAUUUGCAUUUAAUUUAUUCAUAAACAUGUAGACAUUCCACACUCUGUGGCUAUUUAUUUAUUUAUUGUCUAUGCUUAAAAAUCCUCCCUGCCCCUCCACAAACACACAAAGAUUUGCAUAACCCACUUGGCCUUUGGUUUGCAUUCCUAUAACCUAUUUUUACAUUUCAACUUUUUUUUUUUUUUUUCUGAGAUGUUGAGGAUGCACUGAAGCAGAAUAAAAAGACGUUUACUUAAAUUUAAGCAGAGCAUUUGAAUGUUAUUUAAUUUACUUUAAAGGAAUAAAAGUCUGUUGGUAAUGUUAAAUGACUACGUAUCAGAGUAAUAAAUCUGGUUUGUGUACUGUCCAGGUUAAUUUAAGUUCUAUGGCAAACUAAACAAUAGGCAGAGCAUUUUUUUUUGUUUUGUCACAUAGCCUAUAAAUGAGACAUUUCACUUUAGCUGUGUGACCUGUGUGAAGGAUGGAUAUUGCUAUUUUUUGAUACAGAAGUUUCAAUUAAACACCCAUUUUUAUGUACAGAAA